AUGGCCAAGAAGAAAAAGGCCGCAUCGCCCUCCCCCACCGCGAAGGUGACAACGACGACGAAGAAGAAGAGGGCGUUGCGCAGUAACACUGUCAUCCCGACUGUAGUCGCCUCGCCGCCCACCAAGAGGAAGCAGACUACCAAGCCCAGGUAUCUAUGUGACACUUGUGGUGUUGUGAAGACCGGCAGGUCGUUUCCGGACUACAAUCCUUCUGCAGAGUGCGAACAUCUGAUCCACACCUGCCGUGUAUGCCUCCGGAGGUGGAUCGAUGUCUGUAUCAGCAAUCACAAUUACAGAAUAGUCGACAAUGAAGCGGGAGCCUCUACUUUCGCCAUCAGAUGUCCAGAGAGGUUCCAAGGUGAGCCUUGCCCUGCCAUGAUGAGGCCUGUCAACGUGAAGGCCGCGACUACCAAAGCAUCCUAUGAAAAAUUUGCUCGGCUGGCUCGGCGUCAUAUCGAAGAAAACAUACCAGGCUGGCGGUGGUGUCUUGCUCCGGCCUGCGACGGCGGCCAAGUCCACACAAAGGACAAUGCGGAUGUGCAGCCACUCGUGGAAUCGCCAAAGGAGAAGGACGAGGACGAGGACGAGGAGAAGAGGAAGAAGAAGAAGAAGAGGGCCGGCGGCAAGCGAGGUAAGAAGGUGGCCGCUGCUUCUACCGACGCCGCUGUUCCAACAGAAAAAGAAGAAUCGAAAGAUAUCCCUGACAUCUUCACGUGCAACCUGUGCGGCGCAAAAGCCUGCGUCACAUGCGACUUGCCGUAUCACGAGGGCGAGACCUGUAAAGAGUUUCAGCAGCGCACGCAAAACUCCAGCAAUGAAGCUUCUCUGCUUCUGAUAGCAACUGCCUGCAAGAAGUGCCCAAAGUGCGCGUUUAGCAUCGAGAAGAAUGGCGGCUGUGACACUAUGUUUUGCACUCACUGCCUCUCGCCAUUCUGCUGGCGUUGUAUGCAGGUAUUCAAGCAGGGCAACUACUGCAGAUGCAACUCGCAUCCCGCCGGCGUGCCCUUGUGA
Messenger RNA from Sphaerulina musiva SO2202, 1011 nucleotides. RefSeq lists its product as uncharacterized. NCBI's taxonomy places the organism in Eukaryota, Fungi, Ascomycota, Dothideomycetes, Mycosphaerellales, Mycosphaerellaceae. The coding region runs from base 1 to 1011 and encodes 336 amino acids. The record is from RefSeq and is a predicted model, not a curated record. Gene Ontology annotation, cellular component: cytoplasm; ubiquitin ligase complex. Gene Ontology annotation, biological process: ubiquitin-dependent protein catabolic process; protein polyubiquitination; positive regulation of proteasomal ubiquitin-dependent protein catabolic process. The transcript has 3 exons. Gene Ontology annotation, molecular function: ubiquitin conjugating enzyme binding; ubiquitin protein ligase activity; zinc ion binding.